AUGGGCAAUCAACCUUCCCGAGAGUCGCGGAACAAGAGGUCGAAGAAGAGCAAAGGCUCGAAGAGCAAGACAUCGAAGACCAAGGCCUCCAAGAGCAAAGCGUCGCGCAGCAAAGCGUCGGAGAGCAAAGUGGCCGAAGAAAGACCACUCUUACGGGAGAAUCUACACACACAUACUAGUCAAGUCGCUCAGGCUGCUGCUCGCGCUGCCUUUCGGGGCGAGAAUCGUCCUUCACGGCAUGUUACAGCUACAAAACCGAUCACUGACUGGCUCUCAGACUUUCCAGAUACUCCGGCUCCGCCAAUGCCCUCGCCGAAUGCCGCACAGAUUUCGCCUACGAAGAAGGGAGCGGAUCUGGGGCGGGACUUAGCCAGGAAGAGAUCGCAAGACUUCAAGUCCAAGAUCGAAGGUUGGAAUGAGGGUGGAGCGGGUGUUGCGCAAGAGCAGAAUGAGGUUGUUGUGGUCGUAGAGGAGGAAGAGGAGGCGGUGAACCAUGGCGCAGAUCAGAGCGGCAGUGAGGCGGCAACAGCAGAUCCCGUCCCAACCACGCCGAAGACGCCAAAGUCGGACGGCAAGGCUGCGAACAACCAAGCGUCGAACCGCAAAACUUCGCGAGAGAUCGAUACACAGAAGAAGGCAUGGGUGAGACGAAGGUCAAAACCAGCGGUUGAGAUAUCGCCAGACGUCAAAGCGGCCACAACGCCUAAGAAGCGUCUGGUCAGCGAUGGCCACUGGCGCAGAGAUCGCGUGGUAAAGAAGGAGGAGCCUAGUCCUGAGAAGGAUGAGAAGGAUACUUCCAAGGACAUAACCCCGAAGCCAGUAACUGUUCGUAGAAGUGUGGUCAGUGUUGGCUUAAAAGUGCCACCAUCCACCCAGGACUUCGUGGAACAGCGCGAGCCGCGCAAGGUACCACGAAGAUCCCGUUCGCCGGGAUAUGCUGACAAUAGCGAAAGCGCGCCCGAUUAUGAGUCGCCCGGCACGAAGGUCUACGUCAAGCCGCGGCGGCGGCGGUCAAGGACGCUCGAUGAGCAAGGUAAGGUGAGAGUACCGGCGUCGGAUAGCAGCUUUACAGCCCCUUCUUCGGCCGGCAAGCCGAGCACGAGCACCGACAUCACGACACCCGAUCCAUCACCAACGAAGGACUACACACCUCGACCACGCACUGCUCCUAAGGAGAGGACCGCAAGCAAGAUUGUAGAUGACGUGCAGACCCGCAAUCGCUCUUCCGACGCGGAAGACGCGCCUCGUCGCGUCAGCAGAGGCAAGCAGAGGCUAGCACCCCGAGCUGAAGACGACAAGCCAGCGAAGUCUCGAAUACCAGCAAACAAGCCUCCUCAUACGCCUAUACCGAAGUUUCCUGGCGGUGGUGGUCGCAUUCAGGGAUGGCUGGCUGAGAUGCCAGAAGAUCCAUUUUCUGCUCCCUCAGAACCUUCCGUCGUAUCCGAUGAGCCUCGCCACACUAACAAGCGUACAUCUGAUGGUGACGAGUUGCUUGAGUCAAGUCGGCGGAGAAGCGGCGGCAGAGCGAGGCGAUCAAAACCAAGUCCAGAGCCCGUCGUGACGCACGAGGCACCUCAAGGCUGGAACUCGAUAGAUGACUGGGUCAACGACUCAACCCCAACAAAUCUGAAGCGUAGGGGUGCGCGCCGCAACACACAGUCUCCGGUUAAGGACCGGGCGGUACGUGGAGUGAGCGCGGCACCUUCGGACCGUCAAUCGACCAUUAUGGAAGGCAGUGUGCUGUCGCGAGCUAGCGAUGGCGAUGAACCUGCGCUCAAUGGGCCCGGACUCAAGCGCAGACUGACGAAGCAUUCGGACCUGAUGUCGGUGCUUUCUACAACACGCGAUAAUAACAGGAUCGCGCCUGCGCGGAGCAUGCGAACACGCCGGGUCAGCCGCAACAAUGCUUCCGUCCCCGAUUUGAUGAACGAAAUCUCUACGGACGAGCUCAAGUACCAGCGGGAACUGCGAACACUGGUCGAUGGUGUCAUACCGGUACUACUUACGUAUGUCAUCUCGAAGAGCGACGCGAGCAAAGCAUCUGGUUCACGGAAGAGCUCUUUGCACGACAAUCCAGCCUUGACGCAACCAAUCUACGACAUGGGAGUAUCGCUUGAACGACUCAAGACUAGCCACAAGCGGAUACCGAUGCACGACGCGAACGAGCUUCUGUUGUGGGCGCAGACAACCGCCAAGGUCUACUCAGAGUACCUAAGGGUGUGGCGGCUGGGCUUUGAGGACAUAGUUGUCAACCUGGCGCCCGCUAACGAGUCCAGCAAUGAUGGCUCUUCGAAGUGGGACAACGGCAUCCAGCAACCCGGCAAAGACACAGCAAGCAGCGAUGAACAGGUGGAUGUCGCCUACCUCCUCAAACGACCUUUGGUGCGCAUCAAGAACCUGAGCAAGACGUUGAAAGCGAUAUGCCAGAUCAAGCCAUCAGCACUUGCAGACGAUGUUGCCGCUGCAUACCAGGACCUCGUCGCAGACGCUCGACAACGAUCAAAUGAUGAGCGCGCACGAUUAGAAGAUGAAGCAGCUGCAGCAGUCGACCCUACGCGGGCACGCGACCCGCGAAAUCUGGUGCAGCUCAAUGGCGUCAGGAUUGACCCAGCCAGAAGUGUGCGGGCUAGAGACUACUUUGACAUGGAGCUCUACCACUCGAGCGGACAGCAAGUCGGCUGCAAGGUCGAGCUCAUAAGACGAGACAACCCACCAAGACUCAGUGGAGCCGGAGAUGUGCUAUUCUGCGAAGUGGACGUGUCUGGACGCUGGCUUCUCUUCCCACCUAUUCUCGCCAAUUAUGUCACGGCACGCAGAGGCGACAAGGACGGCGAGCUCGUGGUCAUGGUCCGCGGCCUCACAGCAACUGAGGCUGAGUGGCGUGAGGUCAUGUCUCUACAAUCAAGCGAGGAUCAGUCCGAGGAAUGGCUCGAUAUGCUCGGAUCCGACCCCAUGCCUCCUAGACUCACACGGCAGUCGAGUUUCAAUGCGCUCAGGAUACCUUCGAGAAGCUACGAUGAGCCUCCGUCACCGACUGAAUCGGAGGUACCCAUCGGUGAGCAGGCGGGAGCAUCGGCGCCUAGAUGGGACGGCAGCGAGGUUAAUAGCUCGUUUGACGAGCCAUCUUUUGCACAAUCACCAAGUGCGAGGCCGAAGCGGUAUCAUGGCGCUGCCUCUUCUCCGCGAGCACACAUUGAUACGAUUGCUGAAGAGCGGCCGAGCAGCGCACAUGACCGUCUCCCCGAAAAUCAGAAGCGAUCAAGAUACCACCAUGUCAGGUCUAAGACUGAGGGGACUUCUGGUCAUGAGUCUAAUCGGCCAGGGAUGGACUACAGCACCUGGUCGCCGUCUCCAGAGCAUGCCUCAGACUACAGUGCUGAUGAGGAUGACCGACCUGCCGGAAGGCCGACGAUGCAUAGACGGACUUCUUCUGUGCCCUCUCAAGACAUGCCGACGAUCAAUAAGCUUAGGAAGACCACUGCGCCUAAGGAGGGCCUUCGUGGUACUGCGACACCGAAGACACAUGUCGAGGACCCGUCGUCUGCGCCGGCUAAGCUGCAGAAGAAAUCGCCUAACAAAGACGACUCCAGGUUGCCACCAACGCCUACGCAAUCGUCGAGGCCAAGCUCCAUGGGCUUGCGAUCUGGAUUACUGCCAUCACUCACGCCAGCGUUCAUGAAGAAGCAUCGCCGGUCAUCGUCGCCGCUCAAGCAUGAGUACGAACCUUCAACCGCCAGUGACUCUUAUUCUGAUAGCGAAUACUCUGAUGAAGACGAUGGCGAGUCCAUCACAUCCGAGUCGACAGUGGAUGAGGCUAUCUCAACUCUCGGAGAGCUCAAGGACUUCACCAGACCACUGAACGUCAAGCCUGCGAGAGCUCCUUCGCCCAAGUCCUCGCCUUCGUUUGAUCAACCCGAGGAUACUCUGCGGCCCUCCGACUCACCUUCGCAAGCACCAUAUCGGACUGUACCGCCAAGCACAAAUGGCUCUGCGAAGUCACUGGCUUGUAUCCUCUCAUGGAACGAUCGCGGAUCAUGGGACAGCAUGCAUCCAGAAGAGUGCGAGAUAGUGGUUACGCCCGGCUUGAUCGAAGCCUUCGACCUAGCACAAGCUCAUGCUGUCGCCGGCAAGAUUAACGACCUUUCGGGCGCCAGUCCAUCGACACAUGGUGUCAAGCCUCUGAUCGCUUUGGAGUUGACGCCACUUGUACCGCUGCGCCGUGGCACUGCUCUCGACAUCUCAAUCCGCUCUCCACCGACAGCAAACUCCGUGUUACGUAUGAGCGGCAACAUUAUGCUCCGCUCGCGCAGCCCAGAAGAGUGCGAGAGGCUCUAUAACCUGAUCAACCGCGCUCGCAUUGAUAACCCGACCUGGAUCGCUCUUCAAAACGCCCGGGGACCAAUGCCAACCAGCAACUGGGCCGAAACAAUGGACCGCAGGAACGCGGCGCGAGGCAAUGGCUCACCGUCAUGGAUCAAGUCGCUGUCGCGCAAGGGCAGCAGCUACCGCUCUAAAGGUGCCCGAUCGGCUUCUAUCGCUGGCAGCCAGUCUUCCGUCGGCACAAUGAAUUCUGCCAUGUCUGCCCUCCGCAAAUUCAGCAACGGGAGCCGCAUCUUCAAUAUCGCCAAGAGCACCAUCGUGUCACGAGAAGGCACGGGGAGUUCCGGCAGCGACUCCCUUGAUUCAGGCGCUGCUACACCUACGUUUGAUCUUAAUAUGGGCACACCCCUCGGCGUCACGAAUACCAAAUGCCGCCUCUACGCUCGCCACGAUGCGUCGAAGUGGCGGGACAUGGGCUCCGCGCGUUUGACGAUCAUGCUCCCGCCUCGGCCUGAUCCUAGUAUACCCGUGGAUCCUAGUACGACGGGCAUGACGAAGCGGGUGCUUGUAACGGGCAAGUCGAGGGGUGAGCAGUUGCUCGAUGUCACGCUUGAGGAGCGAUGUUUCGAGCGCAUUGGGAGGACGGGGAUUGCGAUUACAAUAUGGCAGGAGCUUGUGGGACCGGAUGGGACGCUGGGGAGAGCGGCGGCCACCGGCGGGGUGGGGUCUUCGCAGACGAGGACGUUUAUGCUGCAGAUGAAAUCGGAACGAGAUGCAGCGUUCACUUUCAGUAUGGUCGGGAAACUGCGGUACUAG
Messenger RNA from Saxophila tyrrhenica, 5136 nucleotides. RefSeq lists its product as uncharacterized. Lineage: Eukaryota; Fungi; Ascomycota; Dothideomycetes; Mycosphaerellales; Extremaceae. Gene Ontology annotation, cellular component: nucleus; site of double-strand break. The record is from RefSeq and is a predicted model, not a curated record. The transcript has 2 exons. Bases 1 to 5136 code for a protein of 1711 amino acids.